UUCUCUUUGUUUCCUUUUUUAUUUUUUGUUAAUUAAUACUGAAUAAAUUAUCGUUCUUUUAUUGAAACAUCUGAUUCUCACUCUCUUGAUCCACUACUUUCACCUUUUUCUCUCAUUUUCCCGAGAUAAUUUCGCUUCUUAUUCACGCGGUAUCACAUUUUCUUCCUUUAAUCCUCUAAAUGGCUCUAAUCACUUUUCCCGUUUUGGAGAUCAAUUUUUAUUCGCUUUGAUCGUAAAUAGUGGCAAAAUAGUGGGAAGUAAAUAAAGUAGUUAGGAGACAUUUUAUUGAUGAGCACAUUGACGGGCUGAGUGAAUCUGCAAGUUUAAAUUUACAGAAUUAGAGAAUUUAAAUGAAUUGGAAUCCACAUAUGGAGGUUCAUUACACAAACACUAGCUACCCAUAUAAUUCAGCUGGAAGCUUUAUGGAAUAUUUUGAAGGCCUUACCUAUGAACACGUGAAUUUUAUUUUUGAUGGAGCUUCCCAUGUUCAGGAAAGUGUGUACCCCUCUGUGAAUGCAAAUUUCUACAAGUUCGGUGUGUCGCAGUUUGGGGGUAGUUUAUAUUAUGAUCAUAGUCAUGCUUAUGAAGUCCAUGAUCAUGGACCACAAAUUGAUGACUAUAGAAGGCCCCUGGAGAAUUCUUCAACUAUAAGUAAUGCGCCAACUGCUGCUGUAAAUGCAGAAUGGGAAGGGAAUGAAAACAUGACUACUCAAAAUGAUCAUGUGGAAUGUCCGCGGAGACAUCAGAAUGCUCAAGAUUUUCAGGUUAUUUGGCAAGACAACGUUGAUCCUGACAAUAUGAGUUAUGAGGAAUUAUUGGAAUUAGGUGAGACGGUUGGAACUCAAAGUCGUGGUCUUUCCCAAGAACUUAUUUCCUUGCUUCCAGUGUCAAAGUACAAGCGCUGCUUUUUCUCAAGAAGGAAAUCAAGAAGUGAGAGGUGUGUGAUUUGCCAAAUGGAAUAUACGCGAGGUGACCGGCGGAUGACGCUGCCUUGCAAACAUGCCUAUCACGUUGGUUGUGGUACUAGAUGGCUUAGCAUCAAUAAGGCGUGCCCCAUUUGUUAUGUGGAUGUGUUUGGUGAUGCACCAAAACGUUAGGAAACUUCCACUGGUGGACAUAACAAUUUUCUGUUCUUUUGAAUUUGGGUACUUUUCACCGCAUGCAUACAGAGUCGCUUGUUUCGGUUUUUCAUUUUCUGUCGAGUGUAGAAAAGAAUCAUUUAGUUUGUAAUAAACGGAGUUAGAAACUUAAGAAAGAGAUGUGCCAUGAGUCUAGGGAUUGUACGGUUUUUAAUGAUCCUAUCUUCGACA
Molecule: messenger RNA, 1310 nt
Organism: Hevea brasiliensis (rubber tree)
Lineage: Eukaryota; Viridiplantae; Streptophyta; Magnoliopsida; Malpighiales; Euphorbiaceae
Product: E3 ubiquitin-protein ligase BIG BROTHER
Exons: 9
Coding region: 351-1097 (248 amino acids)
Biological process (GO): negative regulation of organ growth; protein ubiquitination
Molecular function (GO): ubiquitin conjugating enzyme binding; ubiquitin-protein transferase activity
Source: RefSeq, a predicted model, not a curated record